This is a messenger RNA of Aspergillus puulaauensis, 1302 nucleotides long. Its product is annotated as FAD-dependent oxidoreductase. Gene Ontology annotation, molecular function: FAD binding; monooxygenase activity. The coding region runs from base 1 to 1302 and encodes 433 amino acids. Gene Ontology annotation, biological process: secondary metabolite biosynthetic process. The record is from RefSeq and is a predicted model, not a curated record. The transcript has 3 exons. NCBI's taxonomy places the organism in Eukaryota, Fungi, Ascomycota, Eurotiomycetes, Eurotiales, Aspergillaceae.
AUGGCUAUAGACGGAUCUGGUGCGGCUACCUCAGAUCCAUCUGGUAUCACUGUGAUCAUUGUCGGCCUCGGGCCCACUGGGCUGGCUGCUGCUAUCGAAUGCCACCGCAGGGGCCAUAAGGUGAUAUGUUUCGAGAAAAAUCCCAAAAGCUACCGCUUGGGAGACUUGAUCAGUGUGACUGGAAAUGCCGUUCGAGUACUGCAGGAAUGGGGCAACGGCUCUGUAAUUAAAGAGUUGCAGGCCUUCCAGUGCAACCUGGACACCCUCGAAGUCUACGAUGAGACUGGCGACCUGAAGCUCUCCGCACCGUAUAAUGCAACCCAAGCGAAAGACCAGUACAUGAUGCGGCGGUCAAGGCUCCUCGACAUCUUUCUGCAGCAUUUGAAGAGCCUUGGCGUCGAAAUUCACUUGGGCAUCCAGGUCGCCGACUAUUGGGAGACGGAGAGUAGCGCUGGGGUUACCGUUGGCGACGAGAAGAUUGCUGGUGAUUGUGUCGUUGUUGCGGACGGCGUGCACAGUAAAGGCAGGCCGCAGGUCUCUGGAGAGCCCUUUGCCCUUCAGGCUACCGAUGGAAUUGCAUUCAGGGCAUUCUUCCAUGCCGGCGAAAUAUCGCAGGAUCCAGAAGCGUCGUGGCUCCUGCGGGACGCAGGCGAAAAGGACUGUUUCAAGACCUUUUACGGAAAAGGCCUUGUCAUGAUGGUCGGGACGGCGGAGAACCACGAAUACGUCUUCUGGAGUUGUGGCCACAAGGACAAUGUCAUGGCACAUCCUUCUUCCGUGGCCACGGUUCUCCAUCUCAUAAGGGACUGGCCUGUAUCGAAGAGGCUUGCUCCGCUCAUAUCCAAAACCCCAGGUGACAACUGCCUGAAUCAAACCCUAUACACAAGACCACCGUUAAAGAACUGGGUAUCGAGUAAUGGCAGGAUGAUAGUUCUGGGAGAUGCAGCUCAUCCUUUCCUUCCCCACGCCGGGCAGGGUGCAAAUCAAGGAAUUGAAGAUGCCGCUGUCCUGGCCCUGUGCCUUCAGAUCACCAGCAAGGACGACGUCCCCCUAGCGCUACGAGUGACAGAGAAACUAAGGUACCAAAGGGUUGCUGCAAUCCAACAACGGGGUGUUGAGGCCAGGGAUCAGUCAUUAAACGUUGACUGGGGCAAUGGUGGCUUUAGUAAGAAGCUCACUCUGUAUCCAGCUUGGCUCCAUGACCAUGACUGUAUUCAACAAGUUUAUGAGGAAUUCGACAAAGCUGCUGAUGCUGUUACCAAGGGCCAUAAACAUACCUUUGGAGGUAUACCGGUUGGUUGA